CCAUUAUCUGCAAAAAGAAAUAAAAAAACUAUAUAAAAACUCAUUUCAUUCCCUUCAAAUUCCCGCAAUACAAAUACAAACACAAUUCCCAGCAUCAUCAUUCAUCACCAUGGAAAAGGCGAAUUUCAGAACCCAGAUUCUAACCAGGCACCUCCAAAAUCACGGCGUCGCCGCCGCCUCCGGCGCCGUAUCGCGCUCGCCGUGCCUCAGCUACGCGCCGCCGGAGGCCUCGGAGCGGCCGCCUUCGUUCGACGUGAGCUCGAUGCGGAAAUUGAUGGACGGCCACAAUUUGGGGGAGAGGGAUUGGCUGUUCAGCCUAAUGCUGAAGAGCAAGCUGUUCAACCCGAAAUCGAGGGGUGGGAGAGUCUUCGUGGCGCCCGAUUACAACCAGUCGAUGGAGCAGCAGCGGGAGAUGACGAUGAAGAGGAUUCAGUAUCUGCUGGAUCACGGCGUCUUCGAGGGGUGGAUGACGGCCAAGGGAUUCGAAGCUGAGAUGCGGAAGCUCGCGCUUUUGGAGGUUAUCGAGAUCUUCGAUCACUCUCUCGCGAUCAAAAUUGGCGUCCACUUCUUUUUGUGGGGUGGUGCGAUCCAGUUUUUCGGUACAAAAAGGCACCAUGAGAAGUGGCUGCGCGCCACGGAAACUUACUUGAUGAAGGGCUGCUUUGCAAUGACAGAGUUGGGACAUGGAAGUAAUGUUCGAGGCAUUGAGACGAUCACCACGUACGAUCCUAGCACCGAAGAGUUUGUCAUCAACACUCCCUGCGAAUCAGCUCAGAAGUACUGGAUCGGUGGAGCAGCUAACCACGCAACGCACACAGUGGUCUUCUCGCAGCUCAACAUCGAGGGCAAGAACGAGGGUGUCCAUGCUUUCAUCACCCAGAUCAGAGAUGCAGAUGGUAACGUCUGCCCCAAUAUUCGGAUCGCUGACUGUGGACACAAGAUUGGCUUGAAUGGUGUUGACAACGGGCGAAUAUGGUUUGAUAACGUCCGCAUACCCAGGGAAAGUAUAUUGAACUCGGUUGCUGACGUUUCUUCCGAUGGAAAAUAUCUGAGUGCGAUAAAGGAUCCCGACCAGAGGUUUGGUGCAUUCAUGGCGCCUUUGACAUCCGGACGCGUUACAAUAGCAGUCAGUGCCAUUUACAUGGCAAAGAUGAGUUUAGCUAUUGCCAUAAGAUAUUCAUUGACGAGGAGAGCAUUCUCUGUUACACCCGACGGUGCUGAAGUUCUUCUGCUCGAUUACCCUAGUCAUCAGCGCCGCCUUCUGCCUCUUCUGGCAAAAACAUAUGCUAUGAGCUUCGCUGGCAACUACUUGAAACUGCUAUACGUGCGGAGGACCCCUCAGCUGAUCAAAACGCUUCACGUAGUCUCCAGCGGAUUCAAGGCGGCACUCACGUGGCACAACAUGCGAACUCUUCAGGAGUGCCGUGAGGCGUGUGGAGGGCAAGGGUUGAAGACAGAGAACCGUAUCGGUCAGCUGAAAGGCGAAUACGACGUGCAAUCUACUUUCGAGGGCGACAACAAUGUCCUUAUGCAACAGGUUAGCAAGGCACUGUUAGCAGAGUACGUCGCGACGAAAAGGAAAAACAUACCGUUUAAAGAGUUAGGAUUGGAACACAUGAACAAAUCUUGCCCUACGAUUCCCUCUCAACUGUCAGCUUCCACAGUGCAUAGCUCCCAGUUUCAGAAUGAUAUCUUCUGUCUGAGAGAAAGAGACCUAUUAAACCGCUUUGCUGCUGAAGUCUCAAGAUACCAAGCUCAGGGAGAAAGCAAAGAGUCUGCUUUUAUCGCGAGUUAUCAGCUCGCCGAAGAUCUGGGCAGAGCCUUCACGGACCGUGCAAUCUUGCAGACUUUCAUGGAAGCUGAGAACAGUGUGACAGACGCGUCCUUGAAGAACGUGUUGAGCCUCAUGAGGUCCAUGUACGUUAUGGUGACGUUGGAUGAAGAUCCUGCGUUUCUCCGGUAUGGCUACUUAACAACGGAGAAUGCUGCGACAGUGAGGAAAGAAGUUGCAAACCUUUGCAGUGAGAUCCGGCCGCACGCGCUCGCCUUGGUUACUUCUUUCGGCAUCCCUGAUGCUUUUCUAAGCCCUAUUGCCUUCGACUGGGUUGCAGCGAAUUCUUGGUCGGCGUCUCAAGACUAGGUUAGACCUGCGAUUCACUUCCUCUGCGAUGCUUAUUGUUCGAAUCGAGACUAUAUAUAUCUGUAAAACUAUCCAUGAGACUGAAUAAAAGGAGUGUUGAAGUGUUCGAAGAUUUUAUUUUCUUAA
This is a messenger RNA of Salvia miltiorrhiza (redroot sage), 2266 nucleotides long. RefSeq names its product acyl-coenzyme A oxidase 3, peroxisomal-like. The coding region runs from base 110 to 2140 and encodes 676 amino acids. Gene Ontology annotation, cellular component: peroxisome. Gene Ontology annotation, biological process: fatty acid beta-oxidation using acyl-CoA oxidase; lipid homeostasis. The record is from RefSeq and is a predicted model, not a curated record. Gene Ontology annotation, molecular function: acyl-CoA oxidase activity; FAD binding; fatty acid binding. The transcript is spliced from 12 exons. NCBI's taxonomy places the organism in Eukaryota, Viridiplantae, Streptophyta, Magnoliopsida, Lamiales, Lamiaceae.